CCAGGAACACCCCAGGGACACUGCGGGGACACCCCGGGGACACCCCUGGGACACUGCGGGGACACCCCUGGGACACCAUGGGGACACCCCGGGGACACCGUGGGGACCUCACGCCAGCCCCUCCGCAGGUCUUCUGGCCCGGCGUCCCCAAGCCCGUCUUCUUCGUGGCCAGCCGCGGGCACCACGCGGACAUCGGGGGCAUCACGCCCGGCUCCAUGCCCCCCCACUCCAAGGCGCUGCACGAGGAGGGGGCCGUCUUCGUCUCCUUCAAGCUGGUGAAGGACGGCGUCUUCCAGGAGGAGGCGGUGACCGAGGCCCUGAUGGCGCCGGGCCGCGUGGCGGGCUGCAGCGGGACCCGCAACCUGCAGGACAACCUCUCGGACCUGCGGGCGCAGGUGGCUGCCAACCAGAAGGGCAUCCAGCUGGUGGCCGAGCUCAUCGGCCUCUACGGCCUCGGCGUGGUGCAGGCGUACAUGGGACACAUCCAGGCCAACGCGGAGCUGGCCGUGCGCGAGAUGCUGAGGGGCUUCGCCGCCCGCUGGGGCGCAGCCGUGGAGGCUGAGGACCGCAUGGACGACGGCUCCCCGAUCCGGCUGCGGGUGCAGGUGGACCCCCAGGAGGGCAGCGCCGUGUUCGACUUCUCCGGCUCCGGGCACGAGGUGUACGGGAACUGCAACGCGCCCCGCGCCAUCACGCUCUCGGCCCUCAUCUACUGCCUGCGCUGCAUGGUGGGGCAGGACAUCCCGCUCAACCAGGUGGGCACCGCGGCCAGCACCGGGACCCCCGGC
This is a messenger RNA of Oxyura jamaicensis (ruddy duck), 788 nucleotides long. Its product is annotated as 5-oxoprolinase-like. Gene Ontology annotation, molecular function: 5-oxoprolinase (ATP-hydrolyzing) activity. The record is from RefSeq and is a predicted model, not a curated record. Gene Ontology annotation, cellular component: cytosol. The transcript has 4 exons. Lineage: Eukaryota; Metazoa; Chordata; Aves; Anseriformes; Anatidae. Gene Ontology annotation, biological process: glutathione metabolic process. The annotation marks the transcript as partial.